Messenger RNA from Aureobasidium namibiae CBS 147.97, 315 nucleotides. RefSeq lists its product as uncharacterized. NCBI's taxonomy places the organism in Eukaryota, Fungi, Ascomycota, Dothideomycetes, Dothideales, Saccotheciaceae. The coding region runs from base 1 to 315 and encodes 104 amino acids. The transcript has 2 exons. The record is from RefSeq and is a predicted model, not a curated record.
AUGGACCCACAUGAAGCAUUCGGCAGCCGCGGACAUGGACACGCUUAUAAGUUCUUCGACACGCGGGAGGUGCGCAAGCGAAGGGCCGCUUUUCAAAUCGAUCUUCACAACAACAAGUGCCAGCUCACUACUGCUGUCAUUGAUGUGAACAAUGCCUUUUCGUUGACGUAUCCACAGAAGGUGAAACUCCAGGCCUCAGGUGUCGUCGACCAUGAUGCGACAUGGAAGUUGUUGGAAUUGUUCUUGAUCGACUCUAGAAACAGCAAGCCUUACAUCGUCUCCAACCAAUGCAAGCGAGAGAUCUCCAACCUGUGA